Molecule: messenger RNA, 1373 nt
Organism: Hibiscus syriacus
Lineage: Eukaryota; Viridiplantae; Streptophyta; Magnoliopsida; Malvales; Malvaceae
Product: WEB family protein At4g27595, chloroplastic-like
Exons: 2
Coding region: 110-1336 (408 amino acids)
Source: RefSeq, a predicted model, not a curated record
CACCAUUUCCCAUUGGAUUUCUUUCAGGCCUGUCUCUUUCCCUCAAUCACAAUUCUCUGUAUUUCGUGGAAACCUUAUUCCCAGGCCUAUCAAGGGACUGUCAGCAGGAAUGAAGGAGCAAUCGCCUGCUGCAAUGGCGUCAACGAAGAACUCGUUAGCUGUUGCAAUUGAGGAAUUGAAGAAGAAGGAAAAGGACAUCCAAUCCUUGAAAAUUGAGCUCGGAAAAGCUGAAGAAUUGGAGACGAAGUUAUCAGAGAAAGAAGCUUCGUUUCAUAAGUUUAAAGAUGGAUUGCAUAUGGUGAAAUCCUUGGAGUACGAAGCAAUUGGUUUAUUAUCCGAAGAUAAAGAGAGAAUCAAUGAACUUUACGAACAAAUCAAGGAAAGAAAAGAAUCGGAAAAGAAGAUACACGAUGCAUUCAUGGCUCAAUCGAAAGAGUUCGAGCAAGCAAAGAUUUCACUCGAGGAAUCCAAGAACCAAAUCAAGUCUCUCCUGGAAAUUCUGCAGAAUGGCGACAGUUCAUCAUCGGAGGUUUCGUUUCAAGCUUUCAUGGCAGAUGACAAAUUAAGAAGACUCGAAUCCGAGCUUCAAUCCACGAAAGAGAAAUUAUCUCGUGCUCAAGAAAAUGAACAAGCUUCUUCUUUGAAAGCCAAGAAUCUAGCUGAGGAAGCCAGCUAUCUAAAUCAUGAACUGAAAUCCAUUACCGAUGUAGAAGAAAACAACAAGAAAGCCAUGGAUGAUUUAGCCUUGGCAUUGAAAGAAGUGAUAACAGAAACAAACGAAACCAAGAACAAACUCUCAUCAACAAAAAUCGAGCUCAAGAAAACGAAAUGGUACCUAGAAAAUCUGAAGAUGAAGCUGAGAAAGUUGGAAGGAAAGUACAAAGAAGCAAAGAAAGAAGCGGAUCGAUAUAAAAACACAUCGGAGAGAUUAAGAAUCGAAGCUGAAGAAUCGCUUACGGCAUGGAACAUAAGAGAGAUCGGAUUCGUGGAUUGCAUUCGAAAAGCCGAAGAUGAACGGAAUGCUGCACGGCAAGCAUGCCGAUCGCUGCUCGAAUCACUUCAAGAGGCCGAAAACUUGAACAAGAAGGCCAAGGAAAAGAACCAGAAGCUUCGGGAUAUCAUGAAACAGGCAAUAAACGAAGCUAACGUAGCCAAAGAAGCAUCAAACAUAGCUCGAGCAGAGAAUUCGCAGCUCAAGGACGCCAUUGCCGAAAAGGAUGAAGCUUUGGAUUUCCUUUCCCAAGAGAACGAGACCCUUAAGAUUAAAGAAGCGGCUGCUUGUGAUAUCAUUAAGGAGUUGAAGAUGUUUUGCGAAUUAGGCAACAAAGGAGUUUGAAAUGUCCGUUGAUCAUGAAAAUGGUAAAAAAAAAAAA